Arabis nemorensis is the source of this 396-nucleotide messenger RNA. The record is from the annotation of a GenBank genome assembly. NCBI's taxonomy places the organism in Eukaryota, Viridiplantae, Streptophyta, Magnoliopsida, Brassicales, Brassicaceae.
AUGGUGAAAGUCUUAAAGCCAGGAAAAGCUGUGAUACUCUUACAAGGACGAUACGCCGGUAAAAAAGCUGUGAUCGUGAAAUCCUUCGACGACGUUAACCGCGAGAAAACGUACGGUCACUGCCUCGUCGCCGGAUUGAAGAAAUACCCAAGCAAAGUGAUCCACAAAGAUUCGGCGAAGAAUUCGCGAGUCAAAUGCUUCCUCAAGCUCAUCAAUUACCAACACUUGAUGCCUACGCGUUACUCUCUGGAUUUGGACCUCAAAGAUGUCGUAACCGGAGAAUCGAUCUCGUCCAAAGAUAAGAAAGUGACGGCUCUUAAAGAAGCGAAGACGAAGUUCGAAGAAAGGUUUAAAUCUGGGAAGAACAAAUGGUUCUUCACCAAGCUUAGGUUUUGA